This is a messenger RNA of Exophiala xenobiotica, 666 nucleotides long. RefSeq lists its product as uncharacterized. NCBI's taxonomy places the organism in Eukaryota, Fungi, Ascomycota, Eurotiomycetes, Chaetothyriales, Herpotrichiellaceae. The record is from RefSeq and is a predicted model, not a curated record. The transcript is spliced from 3 exons. Bases 1 to 666 code for a protein of 221 amino acids.
AUGGCAAAUUUGAAACAAGCCCUCCAGCUGAUUAUUGUGCCACAUCGACCCGUGCAUACCAACGAGGAAAUUAAUCGAGACCUGGCUCCAGCCUUUGGCAUCUUGGAGAAAGCCAAAGGGCUGAAAGCACUAUGGAGGGGCAAGAAGCAUGAAGAUCGCCAUACGCAGGUUGCUCUGGUCUUAUGGGAGAGCCUUGCCGCAAGCCAUGCAUUCUUCACAAGCUCGGACUACACCGAAUUCCACAGAGUGAUUCAACCUGCUAUGAAUGGGAGGCGGAUAGAAUGGUUGAACCACGCUUUGAUCGAUACUACAGGCCUGGAUGAUAGGGCUCACUUGUCCCGAAGUCUGGCUUCACCGGCCAUCGAAGUGGCCUUGACCAAGGUCGUGGACGGCGGUGUAUCUGGAUACUAUUCGCAAUUUCGAAAGAUUGUAGUGCCGAUACUCAACGAAGACCCCGGUUGUGACGGUCACUUUAUCAGCCCGCUGAUCGACAACCCCCAAGACCAACUUCUCUUGAUCAACUGGAAAUCUGUCGAUGCCCAUCACGAAGAUUUUGAAAAGAAACCGACAUUCAAGGCGUGUAUCGACGGACUCAAGGACUACUACGCCGUCUUUGUUAUUCCCUGGCAUAUUACGGAGCUGAAGCUGGUUCAUGGUAGUCUGUAG